CACGGCUAUAUGAGAACCCCGCAUGUUCUGGGCAGGUCAAUUGUAUUGAGCUUCUGAUAGUAAAAGGCUCCCUGUAUACAGAUCCACAUAAAGACAAGACAACACAGCACGUUUUGCUCCUUCACCAGCUACGGUCUUGAAUUCCAUGCAGACAUGCCUUCAAAGACAGAGACUCAACCCGACUUCGACGCCAUUGUCGUUGGCGCUGGUUUCGGGGGUAUCUACAUGUGCAAGACGCUCGUCGCGCAAGGACUGUCCACCAAAGUCAUUGAAGCUGCGCCUGAUGUGGGUGGGACAUGGUUCUGGAACCGCUACCCUGGUGCAUUGUCAGACACACGCUCCUUUCUCUACCGAUACUCGUGGGACCGUGAAGACCUCCGUCAGUAUCCCUGGAAAAGGGAAUAUCUGAAACAGCCAGAGAUUCUCGCCUACUUGAAGCAUGUUGUUGAGAGACAUGAUCUGCGACAGUAUAUGCAAUUCAAUACCGAAAUGCAAGGCGCGUCUUACGAUAACGAGCGUAACUUGUGGACUGUUUCACUGUCGUCAGACCAACAGCUAACCACUCGAUAUCUUAUCACGGCCGUUGGACUUUUGUCCAAAAUCAACUAUCCGGAUAUUGCAGGACUUAGCUCGUUCAAGGGCGAAAUGUACCACACUGGUAACUGGCCCGCGUCUUAUGACUUCAAGGGUAAACGCGUCGGGGUUAUUGGGAACGGAUCUACGGGUGUUCAGCUUGUUACUGCAUUGGCCGAUCAAGAUGUGAACCAGCUUCUCUCGUUUCAACGGCAUCCACAGUACGUCGUUCCAGCAGGCGACGCGGAAGUCUCUCCCGAGACUCGACAAGAUCUCGAUAGACGCUGGGAGAAAGUAUGGAGAGAGGUAAAAAACAGCACCUUUGGGUUCGGCUUUGAGGAAAGUUCCAAGCCAACCUUCAGCGUCAGCGAGGAAGAGCGCGAAAGGAUUUUCGACGAGGCCUGGGCUAAGGGGGGAGGGUUCUAUUUCAUGUUCGGCACAUUCUGCGACAUCUCGUCCAACGAGGAAGCGAACAGGGCAGCGGGCGAGUUUAUCCGCCGGAAGAUCCGCCAGAAGGUGAAGGAUCCUGUCAAGGCAGAGAAGCUCAUGCCGUACGAUUGGUAUGCCAGACGGCCGUUGUGUGACACGGGCUACUAUGAGAAGUUCAAUCGUGCGAAUGUGGACGUCGUCGACAUCAAGACCAAUCCGAUCACUAGGAUAACCGAGAAAGGCAUACAGACUACCGAGGGAGAAUACGAGCUGGAUGUUCUUAUUUUUGCAACCGGCUUCGAUGCGGUGGAUGGUAACUACAAGCGGAUGCGUAUCCAAGGUGCCUCAGAGACCCUUCAGGCGCGGUGGCAGGAGGAACCGAGCUCGUUUUUGGGGGUCUCGAUCCCUGGAUUUCCGAAUCUGUUCUCCAUUCUGGGUCCUAACAGUCCAUUCACCAAUCUGCCGCCCUUGAUUGAGGUCCAGGUGGAGUUCAUUGCAAACAUGAUCUCUCACGCGGGGAAGGCAGCGGCCCCACGUAUAGAGGCGGAUUCAGGCGCAUUACAGGACUGGAUACACAAGUGCGACGAGCUGAGUGCCGGCAGCUUGUUUCGGAAAACAGACUCGUGGAUUUUCGGGGCGAACGUGGCUGGUAAGAAACGUUCAGUGCUGUUUUACUUUGGGGGACUGGCGAUGUACAGGCAAGUCCUACGCAACAUUGUAGAAGAUGGAUACAAGGGCUUUAGUUUUGAAAUGUGA
Messenger RNA from Aspergillus versicolor CBS 583.65, 1758 nucleotides. Its product is annotated as flavin-containing monooxygenase. The record is from RefSeq and is a predicted model, not a curated record. Bases 154 to 1758 code for a protein of 534 amino acids. The transcript has 2 exons. NCBI's taxonomy places the organism in Eukaryota, Fungi, Ascomycota, Eurotiomycetes, Eurotiales, Aspergillaceae. Gene Ontology annotation, molecular function: flavin adenine dinucleotide binding; NADP binding; N,N-dimethylaniline monooxygenase activity.